UGUCCUCUGUUGUCUCUCCUCUCUAGGAAGAAGGUCACUGCUGUUGUCGGUAUAGCUAACAUGGACCCCAGAAAGGUGGAUCACACCGAGUACCCAGUCAAUAUGAUCAUCCUCCAUGAGAACUUUAACAACAAAUCCAUGAGCAAUAACAUAGCCCUCCUGAGGACAGAAUCUGCCAUACAUUUCGACGACAUGGUCCAGGCCAUCUGCUUCCUGGACAAAAAGCAAGAUAGAGCACCAACCUUGAAGAACUGCUGGGUGGCAGGAUGGAAUCCCACAGCUGCAACAGGAAAUCACAUGACAAUGAGUAUCCUGAGGAGAAUCUACGUGAAAGACAUUGACCUGUGUCCUUUACCCAGAGACCAGAAAACAGAAUGUGCCAGUCACACAAAUAAGGAAUACACCAAUGUUUGCCUGGGGGAACCAGGGAGUCCUAUGAUGUGCCAAGUGAAGAAGUUGGAUCUCUGGGUCCUCAGAGGCAUGGUGACCCAUGGAGGCGACUUGUGCCCUGGCCUGUUUCUGUAUGCCAGUGUGGGAGACUACAGUGACUGGAUCAUGGCUAUGGCGAAUAAGGCUGGCCCUUCCCUGUCUGUGCUGAACCCCUGGGAGAAGUUGAUCCCUGAGCCCCCCUUUCAAGAGUCAAAUACUGCCCUGACGAAGAAUUCGAGUUCUGUACAAGGCCAUGCUGAGUGGCCCCGAUCCUACUCCCAAGGACAGAGAAUGUCCACUCUGUACGACCAGCCCACAGAUGGCGGGCAGAAAUUCAGGGUAAAUGGUCUUCAGGAAUCAAGCUGGCCUUCGAAGGUGGCUGCUCAACCCAUGUACUAUGAUUACUACGGUGGGGAGGUGGGGGAAGGCGGGGCUAUGGCUGGCCAGAACAGGCUGCACUGGCCCCACCAAAGGAUCUUGAUGUCCCUCAUGCUUGUUUUCUUGGUCAGCGGUGUCUAGCUAGCAGCUAACCUACC
Onychomys torridus (southern grasshopper mouse) is the source of this 965-nucleotide messenger RNA. It is a transcript of the gene Prss54, whose product is annotated as serine protease 54. The transcript is spliced from 3 exons. Gene Ontology annotation, molecular function: serine-type endopeptidase activity. Gene Ontology annotation, biological process: proteolysis. NCBI's taxonomy places the organism in Eukaryota, Metazoa, Chordata, Mammalia, Rodentia, Cricetidae. The coding region runs from base 61 to 948 and encodes 295 amino acids. The record is from RefSeq and is a predicted model, not a curated record.